Molecule: messenger RNA, 6212 nt
Organism: Phyllopteryx taeniolatus (common seadragon)
Lineage: Eukaryota; Metazoa; Chordata; Actinopteri; Syngnathiformes; Syngnathidae
Product: EH domain-binding protein 1-like protein 1
Exons: 30
Coding region: 347-5896 (1849 amino acids)
Molecular function (GO): protein binding
Source: RefSeq, a predicted model, not a curated record
ACAUGGCAAAAAAAUGAAGUUGGCUUCGUCGUGUGUUGGAGCCCCCGAGUGACGCCCCGCCCCUCCACGCGGCUGUACUUGUCAAUCAUCCUAAAAAUAACCUCCUGCCGCCCGGCGUGAACGUCAGCGUGGAAACUCCGAGCCGCCUUCAAGCGGACGAGCGAGCGGCAGGAUCAAAGUGUGGCGCGGACGUGGACAUUAAACGCUCGCGAGCGCUUGGUUGGCGUCUGUGCGCGUGCGUGUGAAAGUCCACGCCACUCGAAGGAGAGGACGCACGCGGGCACGCGACUCGCCUUCCCCUGCGUGUGAACGACUCGGACCCACUCGGACUUGUUUUGUGUCCGCGAUGACGUCAGUGUGGAAGAGACUUCAGCGUGUUGGCAAAAAAGCUUCCAAGUUUCAGUUUGUUGCUUCCUACCAGGAAUUGCUGCUCGAAUGCAAAGAAAAAUGGCAGCCCGACAAGUUGCGCGUGGUUUGGACGAGGAGGAACCGGCGUAUGUGCUCCAAGUUGCACAGUUGGCAGCCUGGAAUCAAGAACCCGUACAGAGGGACGGUUCUGUGGCCCGUCCCGGAGAACGUGGACAUCUCGGUGACGCUCUUCAAGGAAGCGGGAGCUGAGGCGUUCGAGGACAAAGAGUGGACCUUCGUCCUUGAGGGCGAGUGCAAAGGCCACCGUAAGGUUCUAGGGUCCGCCGCCAUCAACUUGAAGAAUUACGCCAGCGCGACGCCGACGCAGACGGACGUCAGGCUGUCGCUCAAGCCGCUGUCCGUCAAAGUGGUGGAGGCGGAGCUCAAACUGUCGCUGUCCUGCAUCUUUGUGCGUGAGGGAAAAGCCACCGACGAGGACAUGCAGAGCCUCGCCAGCCUGAUGAGCGUCAAACCCGACGUGGCCGACAUGGACGACUUCAACGAGAGCGACGAAGACGGCGCGGCAGUCUUUCCGCGCCCUCUUAUGCGACCCAAUCGCCCCGCCCCUCCGCCGCCUGAGCCCAGGAACGCGCCAGUCAUCCGAGAGGACCGCCGCCCCCCCCGGCCCGUCGGCGGGUCCUCGCCCCCCGCGCCCCUCCCCCUCAUCGCUCCGCCGCUGCCUGCCAUCUUCCAGGGAAAAGCUGCUGCGUCGUACGAACGGCGCCCCCCGGUGGCGCAAAUGUCAGCCGUCGUCAGCGGCGCGUCAGGUGGCGCUCAAGUUUUCAAAGCUCAGGAGGUGAAGUCGGUGGGUCGCCCGUCGUCCCCCUCGCCCUUCGCCGCUGACGCGCCAGCAGCCCCGCCCCUCGCCGGCGACGUGACCGCCGUGCCGCUGCUGAGCCGCCCGGACCUGGACGCCCUCUGCGAGUCCGCCGCCCCGGCGCUUCGGCCCCCUCCCUGCACCGGCAGCCCGCCCGCAGGCGCCACGGACAAAGAGGCGGCGGCAACUUCCGUUGCCACGGCGAUGACGCCGAGCAGAAGCCGGGAUGCCGCGGCUGCCGAUGACAUCGGCGCAUUCGGACGGCCGCUCGCGGCGCAGGAUUCCCAAGAGCUAGGAAGGGGCAGUCCCGGCAAAUUGCGGUCCGAGGUGAUCGUAGCCCCGCCUCCUCCGUGGCCAUUCGCCGCCCCCAUGCGCCCGUCCACCAGCGUCCUAGCGGCUUUCAUCACCCCCGAGCGAACCUGUCUCCACGGCGACGAGGAUGCUGACGAUCUCCGUCGGCGUGCGGAUGCGGGACCAGAACCGCCGCGCGAUGUCGUCCGCGAGGCGCCCGGCGCCCAAUCGGGAGGCCGCUUUGCGGAGCGGGACUCGGGCGGCCUCUCAGCCCUGGAGCAGGAGGAGAGGAGGCAACACGAGGAAGAGAAGAGGAGGCUGCUGGCGGAGGAGAAGCGGCGACUCUUCCAGGAACAGGAGGAGCUGAGGAAGCUGAAGGAGAGGAGGCGCCGCCAGGAGGAGCAGCUCCUCCUGGAGAAAGGAGAGCGCGACCGCCGGCUGCGGCAGGAGGAGGAGAAGAAGCGGAGGAGAGCGGAGGAAGAGCAGGAGGAGGAGAGGAGGCGCCGGGAGGCCCGACAGGAGGAGGCCGGACUCGUGAGGAGGAGGGAGGAGGAGGAGGAAAGGAGCAAGGAGGAGGAGCACCGGCAGAGGAGGGAGGAGGAGACACGACGGGUGCUGGAACGAGAGAAAGAGGAGGAGGCGGAGAGGAGGAGGCGGCGCGGGAGAGAGGAGGAAGCAAAGGAAGAGGAGAGAAAAAGGAGGCAGAAAGAGGAGAAGGAAGAAGAGAAAAAGCAAACGGAGGAACAGGAGAGGGAGAGAAAGAGGAGGGUCGACGGGGAGCGGCGAGCCAAGGAGGACCGAGAGAGGGAGGUGAAGAGACUGAGGGAGGAGAAGAAAAAGGAGGAAGAGGCGGGGACAGGGGAAGAAAGGCAGAAAAGGGAGGGUGAGCCGAGGAGGAGGAGGUGGGAAGAGGAGGAGCGGGGAGUCGAGGACGAGAGGCAACGAUUGAGGGAGGAGCAAGACAGGAUGCGGGAGGAGAGGAUGGAGAGGAAGAGGAGGUGCGAAGAGGAGGAGAGGGUCAAGGUGGAAAAGGAGAGGGUGAUGCAAAGAUUGAGAGAGGAGAAAGAGACGGUGGAGCAAAAGAAGGAAGAAGGGGAGGAGGAGAGGAAGAAGCUAGAGGAGGAGAGGAGGCACGAGGGAGAAAGAAAGGAGGAUCGGCAGAGGGAGGAGAAUGAAAGGAUGGCGAGAAAAAAAGGGGGGGAACUGGAGGAGAAGAAAGAGGAAGAGGAGAGAAUCGAUCAGGAGAUGCAGAGAUUGAGAGAGGAGAAAGAAUGGAGGGAGGAAAAGAAAGCAGAGCUAAAGAGAAGGGAGGAGGUGAGGAAGGAAAGGGAGGAAGAGGAGAGGAGGAAAGAGGACGAAAGAAAGAUGGAGGGCGAAGAGAGAGAGAGGAGGUGUGAAGAGGAGGAGAGCGUCAAGGUGGAAAAGGAGAGACAGCAAAGAUUGAGGGAGGAGAAUGAGAGGAAGAAAAUGGAGGAAGAGAGGCAGAAAGUGGAAAUGGAGAAAGAGAUGACAAGAUUGAGGGAAGAGAAAGAGGAGGAGGUGAAGCAGAGGCGUGGCCAGCAGGUGUCGCUUGGUGCUCUCCCUCUCCCCCUGCUGGACGCCAGCUGCAUUACGCCCCCAAGUCUCAGCCAAUCAGGAGAGACGCAGGCAGCCGAUCAGCGUGAAACUGCUGAGGUGGACGCUCCUGCUAGGCCAAUCGCAGCAAAGGCCCCGCCUCUUGGUCCUCCUGCUGUGUCAGUAGUUGAAGAAGCUAAAGAAGAAACUAAAGAAGACGUGUCCAAGUUAGCAGACGAGAAGACAUCAACACUUUCAGAAGGGUUGGUGCAGACAUCAGCAGCCGAGGAGGAGAAACUGGAAGAGGAGGAGGAGGAUGAAGAGCGUGCGGCACAGGGUUGCCAGUCGGGUUCUGAAGGUUCACUUGAGGUCCACGUGGAUCACGCGGUGGACCCGUUCCCCUGGACCGUGUCCUCCGCCCAGCCGGAGCCCGGACCUUCAGAUAGGCCACAGCUCAGUCUUGUCGCCCGGCUGCGUCUGGUUGCCAAGGAGCAGGAGGAAGAACGAGAGAAGGGGAGCAGAAGGGAAGAAAGGACAGAGGAGGAGGAAGGAAAGCCAAAGAGGAGAGGGGAAGAAAGAAGGGAGGAGGAGGAAGGGACGAAGGAAGAAGAGGAGGCUCGAGAGCUGAAGAGGAGGGGAGAAGGAGGGAGGAAGGAGGAGGAAGAAGAAACACUCAAUGGAGGGAAAGAUGAGGAGAAGGAAGGAGGUGAAAAACAUCAAAUGGAAGAGGAGGAGAGGAAGAGUAGGGCGAGGGCAGGAAAGCACAGUAAGGACGAGGAUCUGCAACGCGACCGGCAGGUCAUCAGCAGCCAAUCAGAGGUUGAGCUGCCACUCAGGGAGGCGGAGCUUUAUGACAUUGGGGAUGAGGAGGAGCAGCAUGAAGGUGAUGAUGAUGAUGAUGAUGAUGAUGAUGAAGAAGAGCAUCCCCCAACACACCUCAAACCAGCUGAGAUCAAAAACCCUGGUGAUCCUUGUCCUGGUAGCCAUCUUGGUCAUUCGAGUCUUCCUGGUCCUCCUGGUAAUUUUACUCGGACUGGUACCCAUGGUCCUCCCGGUCAUCUUGGCUCUCCUAGUCCUUCAAAUCCUCCCAGUCCUCCUGGUCAUCUUGGUCAUCUGAGUCUUUCUGGUCCUCCUGGUCUUCUGAGUCCUGAUUUUUGUCAUCCUGGCUCCCAUGGUCCUUCUGGUCAACUUGGUUCUCCGUGUCCUCCUGGUGAUGUUACUCCUCUCGGUCUCCCUGGUCUUCCUGGUUCUCCCGGUCUGGGCUCAGUCGUGGGGGAGGAUGCUGGCGACGAUAUGGAGGAGUUGGAGUUUGAGCCAGGUCACGAGGAUCUAGGCUCCAUAUGGUUGGCCGAGCUCUACAUGGGGGGCCACACCGGAGGCAGACCGUCUGCCCGACAUCAUGACCACAACGACCAUGAUGUCGCACAAAAUGGCGCUGCCCGUGGAGAUAAGCGCAUUGGCGUCACACAGAGUCUGCGGGAGGAAGAGCGGCUCCUAUUGGACAGAAUCCAGGUGAUGUCACUGGACACGCCCCCCGGCACCAGGAAGCUCCUGGUUCCCGCGCCGGGCGAGAUCCAAGAUGCGGAGACGGAUGGCGGGCGGCGAUUGGUCGAGUGCUCACUGGGGCCGUCGGGAGACUGCGUGUCUAUCGAUCAAUGCAUCAAUGUCGCCGCUCGCCUUAGUGACAGCGACACAUCUUCACAAGCCGGGCCAAUCGGAGAGGAGGCUGACAGGACGGACAACGGCGGCGAGUGUGACCAUCAGGGCCUGGUGACCUCCAGCCAGUCGCUGCUGCAGUGGUGUCAGGAGGUCACAGCCGGCUACGCGGGGGUCAAGGUCACCGACUUCGGCGCUUCCUGGAGGAACGGCCUGGCCUUCUGCGCCCUCCUGCAUCACUUCCACCCCGACCUCGUAGACUUCGACGAGGUGAAAGCGCAUGACAUCGAGAUGAACAACAAGAAGGCCUUCGCCGCCUUCGAGUCUCUGGGCAUCUCGCGCCUUCUGGAGCCGUCCGACAUGGUUCUGCUUUCGGUUCCGGACCGCCUCAUCGUCAUGACGUACGUCAGCCAGCUGCGGAGUCGCUUCACGCGGCAGGAGCUCAGCGUGCUGCACCUCGAGAGCGACGCCAGCCGCUACGGCCCCGCCCCCGGCGCCGCGCUAGAGGAGGGAGGUGGCGCCGUGCCGUUCCCGCCGCCGAGAGCCAAGAGGCCGCUUAAAGAGGAUUCCGCGUUUCCUCUUCCCGAGGAUGAAGGAGAAGGCGUCAGCGAGUCUGCAGGAAGCCUUCGGGAACUUGAGUCCCAGCAUACGAAAGCAGAAGACAAGGCAACGCAUCUCCAGGAUACGAGUCAAUACGUGCUGAGCGAGCUGGCGGCGUUGGAGGCGGAGCAAAAGCACGUCGACGGCAGGGCGGCGGUGGUGGAGCGGCGGCUCAGGAGCCUCAUGGAAACUGGAAGUGACCGCGCCGAGGAGGAGCGGCUGAUUCAGGAAUGGUUCACGCUGGUCAACAAGAAGAACGCGCUGAUACGAAGACAAGACCAGCUGGAACUCAUGCAGGAGGAGCGGGACCUGGAGCGGAGGUUCGAGCUGCUGACUCGGGAGCUGCGGGUCACGAUGGCCGUCGAAGACCGGCAGAAGUCGCGCGCCCAGCGCGAGCGCGAGCAGCGCCUCCUGCAGGAGUUGCUGUCUCUGGUCGACCAGCGUGACGACGUCAUCAGAAACAUGGACGCCAAGGAGCGAGGGGCGCUGGAAGAGGACGAGCGUCUGGAGCGCGGCCUGGCGAUGAGGAGGCGCAAGAACGACGACAAAGACAAGUGUGUUGUGCAGUAACACGCUUUCCCUGUCACGCCGCUGUUUAUUCAUUUGCGUGUACAUUUUACGCUGGCGUGUGUGUGUUUGAAAAAAUAUGUUGGCGAUGAGCUGGACUCGACAUGGCGGCUGUCAUCCGUUUCAAUUGAUGCUUGAGUUAUAAUUUUGUUCAAUAUUUCAGCGUUAUGAAGAUUUUCUUUAGUGAGACUGGAUUUGCCAACCAAUGUAUGACGUCACCAUCCGGCAGGGGGCGUGGCCGAGUGAGCUUCAUCAAGAUAACUUAUUGUCAUAAAUAUUAUCGUCUUGACGAUAAUAAAUUAUGAUUCAUCACUCAAAA